CUGAUAGACGGCACUGACUUAGCAUCACUUCUGGGCACUGACUGGCGGCACUGGCUGGCACAACCCCUGGGCACUGGUAGGUGGCACUGCAGAGUGGCACAGGUAGGUGGCACUGCAGAGUGGCACAGGUGGGGGCACUGCUGGGCACAGGUGGGGGCACUGCUGGGCACGGUGUGGGCGGGGCUAGUGGGCGCACUGCUGGGCACCGAUCAUCAGGGCACUGAUCAUCAGUGCCCUGAUGAUCGGUGCCGAUCCCCGCUCUGACAACUGCCGGUUCUCGGCAGUACUUUCCUCACGAUCUGACAGCGUGAGGAAAGUGCAGCCGAGAACCGGCACUUGCAU
Molecule: messenger RNA, 342 nt
Organism: Staurois parvus
Lineage: Eukaryota; Metazoa; Chordata; Amphibia; Anura; Ranidae
Source: the annotation of a GenBank genome assembly